Molecule: messenger RNA, 4532 nt
Organism: Sphaeramia orbicularis (orbiculate cardinalfish)
Lineage: Eukaryota; Metazoa; Chordata; Actinopteri; Kurtiformes; Apogonidae
Product: limbin
Exons: 23
Coding region: 286-4374 (1362 amino acids)
Biological process (GO): smoothened signaling pathway
Cellular component (GO): plasma membrane protein complex; ciliary membrane
Source: RefSeq, a predicted model, not a curated record
CUAAGUUUUGGAAAGUUUGUCGAAGUUAUGCCGCAAAGCUACAUUUAGUUUUCUUUGGCUGAACGUAAAUUAAUAUGUCGCUUAUCGUACCGUCUGAAAUAGUAGUAUAUAUGUAAGAUUUUUUCCUGAGUUUCAGGAGCACUGCUAUACUUGACGUACCUUAGGGAAAAACUGUGGAAAUGUUUUCUUUGCGAAUUUUAACAAUGGCAUCAUCGACAAACAAUGCAACCAGUUAGCUAGCGGCUCUCCCCGGAGAGAGUAUGUUAGCGCAGUAACUUGAAACGAAUGCUUCUGGUACACUUAAUCGCGGAGAGGGUAACGAUAUGGUCAUUCUUGCUGAAUGUCCAUGUGUCAUGUUUGUGUCCACCUCCUUUCCGUUGCUCUGAAGAUGCGAUGGGGCGUGAAGCUCGACGUGCCGGUGUUGGACAUAACGGUACCGGUCAGGAUGUGCAACGGUUCACUACAACACCCACAACCUCUAUGACGAAGAAACAAACGUUUCAAAGCCUCUCCAGUAUCCAUGUAGUUCAGCAUGACCCUGGUGGGAAAUCAGCUGGGCAGACACUCCUCCAGAUGGAUGGUACAAUGGAAAUACUUGAGCCCAUGGUCUUUUCCUCUGAAGAGCCCAUUCCUUCAUCAGCACCUGCUGGCCCAUGGGGACACUCAUUUUACACUUCACUCGCAAACGUGUUACACCUCCGAGACCGCAGAAGCUCACUCACCAGAUACAACCCGGGCCACACUCUGCUUCAGGUACAUAGUGCUGCACCUCCAUCUGCAUUUGGGGUCAGAUUUCACAAGUGUGCACAGGUGAAGCUUGACACUGACCCCCCUCAGUUAAUAUUCUUCCUGCUGAUUCAUAACACGGGGCCAUUGGGUGGCACCAACUUAUCUCAAGUGGCUGUUCGGGACUCCAUCUCUGGAAUAAUCCCCCUAAAGACUGAAGGGAGAGUAGUGGAAAGAGGCUACCAGUCAUUUGCCAUUGAUUCUCUAUCUGCUGGAUCUCAAGUUGUCGUCAAUUAUACUGCUCACAUAAGGAGUCAUAAGAGUGAAGUCCUUGACCUUCCAGCAUUUCUCACCUUCUCUAAUGCCUCACAGAAUGAUGUCAGUAUGUUUGGUCCCUUAACAGCUAAUUUGACUUUAAGAGUGAAUUCCACUGACAGAAUUUAUCCCAACCAUGGUGUCCAUUUUGCUGGAUUUGUUGGAGGGUUUGUUGUAGCAUUGGUACUGCUGUUAUUGUGUUUUCUUGCCAUGAACCUGAUAGGCCCCAGAACCAGACUGAGGCUUCUGCAGCAAAGGAGAAACAGAGGUGAUUCAGACCCAGACGAUGCUGACUGCAACAUAAGUGAGACAGUCAAAGAUGAGGCCACUUUUGAAGACAAGGUGGUGGACAUCAUGGUGUUGGAGGAUCCACAGAACAUGUACCAGGCUUUGGAGAACCUUGAAAUGUCUACACUGCUGCAUGCCACCAAUAACCUGGAGGCUACUCGGAUUCAGAUCUAUAAGGACGUGAUGUCCUCUCUGCUGGGCAGUUUGCCCUGUCGAGGUCAGGCCAGUGUCCAAGCCCAGCAGAGACUCCUCAGUGUUCUCCACGGACAGCUACUGGGCAUGGAGGGUCGGCUGAAGGAGGAGCGAGGCGCCCGCAUGGCUGCCUUGGCUGGACAGUGUAAUCUGGAGACUCGAGAAGAAAUGGAGGCAGAGCAUCACAGGGAAUCUGCAGAGAAAGCUCAGGCUGAGCUGCUGUGUCAACAUGCAGACCAACAGGAGCUACUUCAGUGCAGUGUCCACCUGGAGAAGCUGCACAAACUGAGCCAGAGUUGGCUUCAGCGUAUGCUGUUAGUCCGACAUGAAGAAGCCUCGGCGAAAGUCCAGAGGCAGAUCAUCGAGUGGCGUCGUGUUGAACUUCACAAGAUUUUCUCUGAGGAACUAGAGGAGGCCACAAGAAUGGGAGAGCUCGAAAAGGGCACAGCCAAGAGCCUUCAGCAUGAUUACUUUGCAUGUCAAGAUCAACUUGAGGAGGUGCUGGAUGUGGUCCUUGCAAACCAACGCUAUGUGCUAUCUGAGCGACAUGCACAGAGGAAAUUCCUCAUUCACAGCCUUCACAGCCUCAACAGUCUGAUUACAGAUACGUUCUCCAGCACUUCCAGCAAUUUGGACAACUGGUUUACUCACAUUAGGAGAGGGAGCACCGUACCUGCAGAGCAGAUAGAUCAACUGCAUGAGAAAGCUCAGAAAGAGCUGGUGAUGGUGAGGCAGAGACUGGAUGAGGCACUAAGUCAAGAGAAGAGAACCAUGCGCUGUGGCCUGAUUAAGAAGAGAAGGGAGCUCAUCUCUGACAUGCUCAGGGUCCAUAAGCAGAGAGAGAAGGAUUUGUCAGCCAUGUCUAAAGGUCUGGAGGCAAGUAUCGGGGUAGUCCAGCACCUCCACUGUUGGCAAAACUUACUGACAGCUCACAACCUAGAGCUCGCUGAACUCAUCAACAACCUGGAUGAAGAGGCUGCAGCUGACAUCCGAAAGGUGACCAUGCGUGUGAUCCAGGGCACUAUAGCAGAGGUCAAAGCCAUCCAACCGUCUGCAACACAGACCCUGCUAACACUUUUACCUCCAGAAGAGCAACGCUCCCUACUGCAGGUAGAACCGGAGGCAGCACUAGGACAAGGCCAGGGACAAGGAGCAAAUGGUCUCCUGCAGGGUCAGGAGAAACUGCACCAGGAAGGCAAGACAGCUUUACGCACCCUCAGGUGCACAAGGGAGACUCUGCAGAAAGCCAUGGAGAAUGAGCUGCAGGAGCAAAGGGAGCUCAGGACUCAGUGCAGAGCCUUCUUUAGGUGUUUAUGCUCAUCCCAGCUCACGCUAUCUGAAGAUGACAGGCUGAAGAUGAAACUGGAGUUCCAGAAGUGUCUGUCUGUGAAGGACCGUUGUCUGGUACUCCCCCAUGCUGUGUCUAGAGCCAAACUCCACUCUGCCCUGGCAGCUUUGAGAAAGGACAGAGAGCAACAGAUGACAAAUCUACAACCCAAGGGGAAAACCAGCGAGGCCAAACAGAAAACAGACUCAUCUGAGCUACUCCUUUUCCAGAAAAGACUCGAGGACAGGAUCCAGCUGUUUGAGAACGAGAAGGAGAUGGAGACUGGUGUCAUGAACAAGGUUUUGGAGGAGAUGCAGAAGGAAAGAGAGGAUGAGCUGCGUUCCCAGGCAGAUUGCUUGGCUGUGCAGAUGGCUGCCAUCCACUACCAGAAGGCUGAGAGGACAACCAAAGUCUUAGAGACCUCAAGAGCAAUGCUUACCCUGCACAGCCUGCUCAUUCAGCAGCUCAGACUCAAAAAGAGCACGGAGAAACAAGACAUUGCUGACAGUAUACAAAGCCACAGCUUGGGCCUAGAAGAAGCAGAGCAGCAGCUUCAGAAGGAGAAGACACAGUUAGACAGCCUGGAUAUAACUCAGCAUGGGCCUGAUCCAAAUCAAGCACAGCAGCAGGACUCUACUGAGGGAGAGGAGGAGAGGCUAUUUGAGCUGCAACAGGAUUGCAGGAUGGUGGCUGUCCUCCAGGAGGCACUCCACAAGUGUGAUCAGGUCAUCUCGCUGUUGGCUGAGAGGUCACAAGAUAUCACUGCCAAGAAUCAAGCUAUGGAAGAUUUAAAAGAACAAAUGGAGCUUAAGAGACUUUAUGCGAACUGUGACCAGGACCUGGACUUUGCGUCUCGAUUGGUGAAACAGAGUCAGGUGUCAGCUGAAGUUCUCCUCGAGGUCCUGCGGCUCCUCCUGCCCACCCUGCCUGAAAGUGAACUUCUCUCCAUUACCGAUGUCCUCUGCCCCAAACAGACCCUUGUUUCAUCUGCAGAGCAGGAGCAUUCUGGGUGGCCUGGGACACUGGGUCGUCUUGUAACUGUCAAACUGAGGGAAGACAUUUUACAUAAAAAUAUGCUGAAUAUACCCAGUUACAGCGUGCAAAAGGAGAGACUCCAGGAAAAGAGGCAAAGUCUGAUGGAAAAACUGCUUCCCAGUCACCAUCUCCGGGUUCCAAGAGAUGUUACACUGCUGCUGGUUGAGGAGAAAGGAAAGGACAGUUUUCCUACUUCACAUCAGCCUGUUUUUAAACCCAACAUGAGUGAAAACUCAGCUACACAGCAGUAUAAUGACGCUACAAAACAGAAGGUAGUAGAUACAGUCAAUCCAGCAAUACACAGCUCAGCAGAGGAAUACAUCCCAGCCUCUGUCGGCACUGUGCUGGACAGCCCUGCCACUGGGGAAAGGUUGUUUGUGUUUCGGGAUUCACCUGAAACAUGUGACCAUAUGGACGUCCCAAAGAGAAAAUUCAAAAGGAAUUUCCUUAAUUUGAAGAAAGGCUCAGUGGCUCCUUCAAACCUACCUUGAAAUGAGGAGCAUUGUCUUCUGUCUUUAUUAUUUGAGGAUGUGAUAAUAAAGCACCAGAAAAAAUAAACCAGUAGUUUUGAUAUGUAGCACAUUUUCUGUUCUUUUGACAUUUUAUGUAUCAUCUGGCUUUGGUCCUAAGUAAAGGCAGCUGACUUGAA